This is a messenger RNA of Tarenaya hassleriana, 2210 nucleotides long. RefSeq names its product probable mediator of RNA polymerase II transcription subunit 37c. The record is from RefSeq and is a predicted model, not a curated record. The transcript has 2 exons. Gene Ontology annotation, molecular function: heat shock protein binding; misfolded protein binding; ATP-dependent protein folding chaperone. Gene Ontology annotation, biological process: cellular response to unfolded protein; protein refolding. The coding region runs from base 124 to 2073 and encodes 649 amino acids. Gene Ontology annotation, cellular component: cytoplasm. Lineage: Eukaryota; Viridiplantae; Streptophyta; Magnoliopsida; Brassicales; Cleomaceae.
CUUCCUCACUCACGGUGCUACGAAAACAAAACUCAAGAACAAUUUCUGAAACGAUUUCUCUUCUCUCUGUUUCGGUUUGAUUCUUCCUCUGAAUUCUUUACCCAGCAAAGUUUCUGAGUUCUCAUGGCGGGAAAAGGAGAAGGUCCGGCGAUCGGAAUCGAUCUCGGGACGACGUAUUCAUGCGUCGGAGUAUGGCAACACGACCGUGUCGAGAUCAUCGCUAAUGACCAAGGAAACCGUACGACGCCGUCGUACGUUGCCUUCACCGAUACCGAGCGUCUGAUCGGAGACGCGGCGAAGAAUCAAGUCGCGAUGAACCCUAUCAACACCGUCUUCGAUGCCAAACGUCUCAUCGGUAGAAGAUACAGCGACCCAUCAGUCCAAGCCGACAUGAAACUAUGGCCAUUCAAGGUCAUUCCUGGUCCUGGCGACAAACCCAUGAUCGUGGUCAACUACAAGGGCGAGGAAAAACAGUUCGCGGCGGAGGAAAUCUCGUCCAUGGUCCUCAUAAAAAUGCGCGAGAUAGCCGAGGCUUAUCUCGGCACGAGUGUGAAGAACGCGGUGGUCACUGUACCUGCUUAUUUCAACGACUCUCAGCGUCAAGCUACCAAAGACGCUGGUGUGAUCGCUGGCCUCAAUGUUAUGCGUAUCAUCAACGAGCCGACCGCAGCAGCAAUCGCGUACGGUCUUGACAAGAAGGCAUCGAGUGUCGGUGAGAAGAACGUGUUGAUCUUUGAUCUGGGUGGUGGUACUUUCGACGUGUCUUUGCUCACGAUCGAAGAGGGUAUCUUCGAAGUGAAGGCAACGGCUGGUGACACUCACCUUGGUGGCGAGGAUUUCGACAACAGGAUGGUGAACCAUUUCGUUCAAGAGUUCAAGAGGAAGCACAAGAAAGACAUUAGCGGGAAUCCACGAGCUCUGAGGAGGUUGAGGACAGCAUGUGAGAGAGCCAAGAGAACUCUCUCCUCCACUGCUCAAACCACCAUCGAGAUUGAUUCCUUGUACGAGGGUAUCGAUUUCUACACAACCAUCACCCGUGCGAGAUUCGAGGAACUCAACAUGGAUCUCUUCAGGAAAUGUAUGGAGCCCGUUGAGAAGUGUUUGCGAGACGCUAAGAUGGACAAGAGCAGCGUUCAUGACGUCGUCCUCGUUGGUGGCUCCACUAGAAUCCCCAAGGUUCAACAGCUUUUGCAGGACUUCUUCAAUGGCAAGGAGCUUUGCAAGAGCAUUAAUCCAGACGAGGCUGUGGCCUAUGGUGCGGCCGUUCAAGCUGCCAUCUUGAGCGGUGAAGGCAACGAGAAGGUCCAAGACCUCUUGUUAUUGGAUGUCACCCCCUUGUCUCUGGGUCUUGAGACAGCAGGCGGUGUCAUGACUGUGCUUAUCCCGAGAAACACGACCAUUCCGACCAAGAAAGAACAGGUCUUUUCGACUUAUUCAGACAACCAGCCCGGUGUACUUAUCCAAGUCUACGAAGGGGAACGUGCGAGGACAAAGGACAACAACCUGUUGGGCAAAUUCGAGCUCUCGGGCAUUCCUCCUGCACCCCGAGGUGUUCCUCAGAUCACCGUUUGCUUCGAUAUUGAUGCCAAUGGCAUCUUGAAUGUGUCGGCUGAGGACAAGACCACUGGACAGAAGAACAAGAUCACGAUCACCAAUGACAAGGGAAGGUUGUCCAAGGAAGAGAUCGAGAAGAUGGUGGAAGAAGCCGAAAAGUACAAGGCCGAGGACGAGGAACACAAGAAGAAGGUCGAGGCCAAGAACGCGCUCGAAAACUAUGCUUACAACAUGAGGAACACGAUCAAGGACGAGAAGAUCGGUGCAAAGCUUGAUCCUGCGGACAAGAAGAAGAUCGAGGACGCCAUUGACCAGGCGAUCCAAUGGCUUGACGGGAACCAGCUGGCUGAGGCGGACGAGUUCGAGGACAAGAUGAAGGAACUUGAGGGUAUCUGCAACCCGAUCAUUGCUCGGAUGUACCAAGGUUCGGGGGCUGAUAUGGGCGGGGCCGGUGGUGGGAUGGAUGACGAUGGUGCUCCUUCCGGCGGAGCUGGUCCCAAGAUCGAAGAAGUCGAUUAAGCAAAAGGAAUCCAUUUCUUGACCAAGUUUGCUACAAUCUAUCGUUCCGUUCCGGUUAUCGUUUGGUUUAUGUUGAAGUACGGUUUCAAUGUUGUCAUGGUUUUAAAACAAUGAAACUUUCAGUCUCUUUUCCGGUU